Molecule: messenger RNA, 501 nt
Organism: Laccaria bicolor S238N-H82
Lineage: Eukaryota; Fungi; Basidiomycota; Agaricomycetes; Agaricales; Hydnangiaceae
Exons: 5
Coding region: 8-328 (106 amino acids)
Biological process (GO): termination of RNA polymerase III transcription; regulation of DNA-templated transcription; DNA-templated transcription
Cellular component (GO): RNA polymerase III complex
Molecular function (GO): zinc ion binding; DNA-directed RNA polymerase activity; nucleic acid binding
Source: RefSeq, a predicted model, not a curated record
ACACACGAUGCUCUUUUGUCCAACUUGCGCAAAUCUUCUCGUUAUUUCAUCGGAAACGGGCUACAACAAAUGGGCGUGUAACACUUGCGCUUAUGAGUUUCCAAUCUCAAAGCAGAUGACCUCAAGGACGCGGCUAGUACGAAAGCAAGUCGAUGACGUUCUGGGAGGCGAUGAAAUGUGGGCGCAUGCAGAUCAGACGCAGGCAUCCUGUGAUAAGUGCAAUCACGACCAAGCAUACUUCUACCAGCUACAAAUCAGAUCUGCGGAUGAACCUAUGACUACUUUCUACAGAUGCACUAGUUGCGCCCACCAAUGGCGCGAAAAUUAGUUCCAGGAGCUUACCUGCCCAUCGAUGAUUUCAGUAUCAUUCAGGGCCCUCUUCGCCUUGUUGUUCCGCUCACCGUGUGGAGUGAAGGUUGUUGUUCGUGUUUCUCCAUAUCAAUUAUUCUGUCCUCUCUGAAUUAUUUUAGUAUGCCCGAACUAUACAAUCUUGCUUCCAGU